CGAUAGUUGUACAUGUGAUUUUCUGUCAAUUCUUUAUGCCAAAUUUUUAAAAAAUCGGAAUUAUUUUCUGUAAUUAAUUGAAAAAAAUGGAUCUUUAUGAUGAAUUCGGCAACUAUAUUGGGCCAGAAUCAGAAUCAGAUAGUGAAGAUGAAGGGAAUGAUUAUUCUCAAUUCAAUGUUCAAGAUGACGAUGAUGAUGAUGGGACUGAUGAUAUUGAUCAGAAUAAUGAAUUGAUGACAAUCGAUAAAAAUAAUGAAGAUGAUGAUGAUGAACAAAUGCAAGUUGUAUUGCAUGAAGACAAAAAGUAUUAUCCCACUGCCGAAGAAGUUUAUGGACAAGAAGUUGAAACGAUUGUUCAGGAGGAAGAUACACAACCAUUGACAAAACCGAUUAUAGAUCCCGUCAAGAAUAAAAAAUUCAGCUAUCAGAUGAAAGAAUUGCCUUUGACGACUUAUGAUUUAGAAUAUAUGACCGAUUUGAUGGAUAAUCCUAAUCUGAUUCGUAAUGUUGCUUUUAUUGGUCAUCUUCAUCAUGGUAAAACAACUUUUGUCGAUUGUAUUAUCGAACAAACGCAUCCCGAAUUAAGGAAUCGAAAAGAGGAUAAGCCGUUUCGUUACACCGACAUUCUUUAUACGGAACAAGAACGUGGAGUUAGCAUAAAAUCUACUCCAAUCACUGUGGUCAUGCAAGAUCUCAAAUCCAAAUCCUAUUUAAUGAAUUUUUUUGAUACACCUGGUCAUGUUAAUUUUUCGGACGAAGUAACCGCAGCUAUUCGACUUUGUGAUGGUGUUAUUCUAUUUGUCGAUGCUGCUGAAGGUGUGAUGCUCAAUACGGAACGUUUAUUAAAGCAUGCAUUGCAGGAAAAUCUUACCAUAGCGGUUUGUAUAAACAAAAUGGAUCGUCUUAUGUUGGAAUUGAAACUUCCACCUCAAGAUGCCUAUUAUAAAAUUCGUCAUAUUUUAGAUGAAAUCAAUGGCAUUAUUAAAACACACUGCAAUUCAUCUGAACCACCAUUGAUAUCGCCUCUUUUAAACAAUGUUUGUUUUGCCAGUUCACAAUAUAAUAUCUGUUUCACUUUAAAAUCUUUCGCUCAAUUAUACGCUUCUUAUUAUCCUGGAGUGGAUUAUCCGGAAUUCGCCAAACGACUUUGGGGUGAUAUCUAUUUCAACCGUACAAGCCGAAAGUUUGUGAAAAAAGCUCCUACAGGACAAACUCAACGAACUUUUAUUGAAUUCAUUUUAGAACCAUUGUAUAAAAUUAUAUCUCAAGUCAUUGGUGAUGCUGACGAAAAUUUGGCCAAAGUUCUUGACGAACUUGGUAUUAUAGUUUCGAAAAGCGAAAUGAAACUUAAUAUAAGGCCGCUACUGAAAUUGAUUUGUUCACGUUUUUUUGGCGAUUUCAAUUGUCUGAUUGAUAUAUGUGUAAAUGUAAUUCCUUCUCCUGUUGAAAAUGCCCUUAAGAAAGUUCAACAUAUUUGGAAAGGUCCAAUAGAAUCUCCAUUAGCAGAAUCUAUGAUCGAAUGCGAUCAAAAAGGACCAUUGGUUGUACAUACAACUAAACAAUAUUCUUCGCAAGACGGCACAGCUUUUAAUGUAUUCGGACUUGUUCUCAGUGGAACACUUGAGGCAAAACAAAGCGUUAAAAUUCUUGGUGAAAAUUACUCAUCAUUCGAUGAGGAAGAUUCACGAAUUAUGUCAGUGGGAAAACUUUGGAUUUCAGAAGGUCGAUAUACAAUCGAAGUAAAUCGAGUUCCCGCGGGUAAUUGGGUUCUGAUUGAAGGAAUCGAUCAGCCUAUAUCGAAAACUUCAACCAUAGUAGAUGCUAGAUUUGACGAUGAACUUUUUAUUUUCAACCCACUGAAGUUCAACACUCAAUCAGUUAUUAAGAUUGCUGUCGAACCCGUUGUCCCAUCGGAAUUGCCAAAAAUGCUAGAAGGUUUGAGAAAAUGUAAUAAAUCAUAUCCAUUGUUGGGAACUCGUGUAGAAGAAAGUGGGGAACAUAUUAUUCUUGGAACAGGAGAGUUGUAUCUGGAUUGUGUAAUGCAUGAUCUGCGCAAAAUGUAUUCCGAAAUCGAUAUUAAAGUUGCCGACCCUGUCGUAUCCUUUUGUGAAACGGUUGUAGAAACUUCACAAAUUAAAUGCUUUGCCGAAACUUCAAAUAAAAAGAAUAAAAUAAUGAUGAUUGCUGAACCACUUGAAAAAGGGUUAGCUGAAGAUAUUGAAAAUGAAGUUGUACAGAUCGGUUGGAACCGUAAAAAAUUGGGAGAAUUUUUUCAGACUAAAUAUGAUUGGGAUAUUCUUGCCGCACGUUCAAUAUGGGCUUUCGGCCCAAGUAAUACCGGGCCAAAUAUAUUGGUCGAUGAUACAUUACCAUCUGAAGUGGAUAAAAGUUUGUUGAAUACUGUACGCGAUUCUAUUGUUCAAGGCUUUCAAUGGGCAUCAAGAGAAGGACCAUUAUGUGAAGAACCGAUUCGAAAUGUUAAAUUUAAAAUUCUCGAUGCUAUUAUCAGUCCGGAACCAGCUGCCAGAGGAGGUGGACAAAUCAUUCCAACUGCUCGUAGGGUUGCUUAUUCCUCUUUUCUGAUGGCAACACCGCGACUCAUGGAACCAUAUUAUUUUGUUGAAGCUUUAGCACCAGCAGAUUGUGUAUCAGCCGUUUAUACAGUUUUAGCAAAACGUCGUGGCCAUAUAACUCAAGAUGUUCCGGUUCCAGGUUCCCCAUUAUACACUGUAAAAGCUUUUAUUCCUGCAAUCGAUUCUUUUGGAUUCGAAACAGAUCUACGAACUCACACACAAGGUCAAGCAUUUUGUUUGUCAGUAUUUCAUCAUUGGCAGAUUGUUCCUGGCGAUCCAUUGGACAAAUCAAUUGUUAUAAGACCAUUGGAACCACAACCUGCUCCACAUUUAGCCAGAGAAUUUAUGAUAAAAACUCGUCGCCGUAAAGGAUUAUCCGAAGAUGUUAGUAUCAACAAAUUUUUCGAUGAUCCAAUGCUACUCGAAUUGGCUAAACAAGAUGUUCUACUAUCUUAAUUGAUUGAAAAUUUUUCACAUGUUUGAUACAUAUUAUUAUUAUUCAUUAUUUCAUAAAUAUCAAAAGGCACAUUAUCAAAAAAAAAAAAAAUAUUCAAAUAAAUCACAUGUAUCAAGACAACACAUAUUAAUAAACACACUUUCAUUUUUCUUCGGGUUACAUU
Dermatophagoides pteronyssinus (European house dust mite) is the source of this 3193-nucleotide messenger RNA. Its product is annotated as 116 kDa U5 small nuclear ribonucleoprotein component. Gene Ontology annotation, molecular function: GTP binding; GTPase activity; U5 snRNA binding. Gene Ontology annotation, cellular component: U4/U6 x U5 tri-snRNP complex; U2-type catalytic step 2 spliceosome; cytosol. NCBI's taxonomy places the organism in Eukaryota, Metazoa, Arthropoda, Arachnida, Sarcoptiformes, Pyroglyphidae. The record is from RefSeq and is a predicted model, not a curated record. Gene Ontology annotation, biological process: mRNA splicing, via spliceosome.